Molecule: messenger RNA, 1961 nt
Organism: Athalia rosae (coleseed sawfly)
Lineage: Eukaryota; Metazoa; Arthropoda; Insecta; Hymenoptera; Athaliidae
Product: probable pyruvate dehydrogenase E1 component subunit alpha, mitochondrial
Exons: 7
Coding region: 92-1297 (401 amino acids)
Biological process (GO): pyruvate decarboxylation to acetyl-CoA
Cellular component (GO): intracellular membrane-bounded organelle
Molecular function (GO): pyruvate dehydrogenase (acetyl-transferring) activity
Source: RefSeq, a predicted model, not a curated record
AAUCCGUGUUCCUGUAUUUGCCAGCUGGGGAACAUAAUUAAACGUAUUAUCUAUAAAAUCUGAGUAUUGGACACGCCGUUGUACCUCAAAAAUGAUCCCCAACUGCAUUAGGAGCAUCGGCAAGCAGACGUCGAAACGAAACUAUGGAAGCUGGAGCAAGGCCGUGUCCUUUUUGCUGAAUAAAAAUAACUAUGCAACCGAAGCUUCCUUUGAAACAAAGCCAUUCCGUCUGCAUAAGUUAGAUUCGGGCCCAUCAACUCAAGUAUCUGUUACUAAAGAAGAUGCUCUUAAAUAUUACAAACAAUUACACACUAUUCGUCGUAUUGAAACUGCCGCCGGCAAUCUGUACAAAGAGAAAAUCAUUAGAGGCUUCUGCCAUCUAUACUCUGGACAGGAAGCAUGCGCGGUGGGUAUGUCAGCAGUUCUGCGUCCACAGGACUCGGUGAUAACAGCCUACCGUGUCCAUGGAUGGACGUAUCUGAUGGGUAUUUCCCCCUUAGGUGUCCUAGCUGAACUCACAGGCCGACAGAGUGGUAAUGCUCGUGGAAAAGGUGGUUCCAUGCACAUGUAUGCAAAGAACUUUUACGGGGGCAACGGUAUUGUUGGUGCUCAGGUACCACUGGGGGCAGGUGUUGCCUUUGCUGCCAAAUACAAAGAAAAUGGCGGAGUCUGUUUAGCGCUAUAUGGUGAUGGAGCAGCUAAUCAAGGCCAGAUAUUUGAGGUUUACAAUAUAGCCAAACUGUGGGGUUUACCAUGCAUAUUUGUUUGUGAAAAUAAUGGUUAUGGUAUGGGCACAAGCGCGGACCGAGCAGCUGCAAGUACGGAAUAUUACACUCGAGGCGAUUAUGUUCCUGGAUUAUGGGUUGAUGGAAUGGACGUUCUUGCUGUAAGAGAAGCUACUCGUUUCGCCAUUGACCAUUGUACCACUGGAAAAGGACCAAUUGUACUUGAAACAGCUACAUAUCGCUACAGCGGACACAGUAUGUCAGACCCUGGCACUAGUUAUCGUACUAGAGAAGAAAUUCAGGAGGUCCGCCAGACCCGUGAUCCUAUCACUAGUUUUAAAGAAAGAAUUCUCAAUGCUAAUUUAGUUACUGCUGACGAACUGAAGAAGCUGGAGGCUGAAGUGAGGAAAGAAGUUGAUGACGCUGUAAAAAUAGCCAAAACAGACAAAGAAAUUCCUUUGAGCGAAUUGACCACAGACAUCUAUGCCCUACCUCUUGAGAAAGAGGUUCGCAACAGAACUCCCUUUAAUCCUUUACCUCUCGGAAGGUUGGGUCCUGCUGUAAAUGCUUAAGGGAAGCAUUGAUUCAAUCAGACGCCGGUCGUAAGAUUGAAGUAUGGCUGUAAUAAUACAGUAGCAAAUUAAAUAGCAAUGUGAUUAUGAUUAUUACACACCGUACUCAGAAAAUCACACUUGUUCAAAACUCGUUAGAAAAAUUUGUGAAUAAAAGGGUUUUUUCAUCGUAAAAACAGUUGCUGUUCGUAUUUAUAGGUGUACAGAUAGAAGGUAAUUCGUUCUACAGCCAUCGUUAUAUCGUAUAUUUAUUUAUUUGUCCUGGAAUAUAGGAGAGUGAUAUAUUUAGUGAUUCGACAAGGUGAUAUACAGCCAUAUUUCGAAAUCUGAGAUUUAUAAAAUCACACAAGCCCAGUCAAAUUUAUUCUUUGAAUAAUUCGAAACACGUACAAGUGGCCUAUUUGUAUGAUAGAUUCUAAAUUAACGCGCUUCAGGAUAAACCUUGUAUCUAGUUUAUAAAAUAAUAUGUAUAUUAUACACAAUUUAUACUAUUUAAAACUACUGGAUCCUAGAAUCGAUUUCCUUUCUCUUAUCUCAAUUCAUUGUUAUACCGUGUUAUUGAAAGAAAAUUGGAAAAAUCAAACCGUGCAUGAGCGAUUUUCGGAUAUAAAUAGAUACAACUAUGCUGUACGUAUUCAAAUAUUAGCAACAUAUACAAACAUUA